GUAUUCUCCGGGAUCUUCACAGCUGAGAUGGUCUUAAAGAUCAUCGCUCUGGACCCCUACUACUAUUUCCAGCAAGGUUGGAACAUCUUUGACAGCAUCAUCGUGUGCCUCAGCCUCAUGGAGCUGGGCCUGUCCGACGUGGAAGGACUGUCUGUUCUCCGAUCCUUCAGACUGGUAUUUAAGCAUUAAGCAUGUCGCCUCUCCGGCCUAUCUGUCUCUCUGUGUGCUGUCUGUGUGUUAGUAGAUGAUGGUUGUCUGGAUGUAAGUGUUGCUGGCUGCACUGUUUGACAGUGUGACUGGUUAGCUCGCUCUCCCGAUGCUAAUGUACGAAUACUGUAAGUCCCCCUAACUGUGAGCUUGGCAAGUCCUUCUCAACAGUUACUUAGAGGCUAUUCCUAUUGACGAACAUUUAAGGUGAGGCAGCGCGAUGAGAUUUAAAUGUACAUUAAUGUACAUAAACUUUUCAAUUUACAUGACACUAUUGCUCUGCAACUCCAAAUGUACAGUAAAUACCAGUAUCACAGUAGCCACUAGCCAGUAAGCUUGCAAACUAUUCAACAAUGCGAGCAACUUUUCCUCUAAAACAUAUUAGAUAUACUCUUGAAUAAUGUAACCAAAUCAUAUUACACUCUUAAAUAAUGCAACAAUUCACAAGCAUGUGCUGACCGUUAAAGGGUUUAUUUUCUUGUUCGUACACACAAUAACACCACUAUCUAUGCUAGCUAGUAAUGUUAGCAUAUCAAACAUGAACGUUUUUCCCCUCUCAUACGAUUAUAUAAAAAUAUAGUUUCAGCAUAUUAAAGAUACCUUAGAACAAACCAGGUUUCAUUUUAUCAAUAUCAUGGAAGUCAUUAUAUGAGGUAAACGCAAAAUCUCGACUGAAAACGUUGAUAAUUUCCCUGAUGAGUUGAUCAGCUUCUUGUUGCAUUCUUCGUGCCUAGAUGGUGGCUCACCAUCUUUGAGCUUCCCUUUCUUAAAGCUACGGAGACAAUUUCAGAAUGUAACAGGCUGUAACUGCAAUUUCAGGUGAAAACUCAAUAAAAAUAGGUUGAAAAUAUAAUGAAAAGGUCUAUACAUUUAAGCUGUUUCAAAAACACUGCUCUGCUAUUAGUAUUUUUACUGUACGAAUGUUGGGCUCAACGAGACAAUUCUGUUUACACUGCCAUGCUUAGAGGGGGGCAACUGUCGGGCAAAUGUUGCGUGUGACCUCUGGAGGUAGCAUUCGAGACGUGAGAAAUACGCAAGUUUACAUUACAGUUAUGUCUCUCGAGAAUUGAUACCUCUCGAGAAUCUCUUGAAAUUCUCCUUAAUUCUCGACAAUGAGAAUAGACCCUAAACCAGCCUGAUUGAGUUAACCCCUUCUUAGUACAUAAUCUCCAUUGACACAAUUAUUUGAAUUGUAGCCAGUAGCCACUUCUUUAUUUUGAAUAGACAUUUAUUCACUUUAAAGGUUUAAACUUAAAGAUGAGAAUAGGAUAAAGUCAAAUAAAUAACAACAUGGAAGAAUACAUUGAUAACUUAUAGAUAACAUUAAUUUCUAAAACACACAUACUGACCAUGUCUCAGAUAACGAACAAACAGCAGGUCUCACUAUACCACCCCCCCCCCUCCCCCCUCCCACAGCUGAGGGUGUUCAAGUUGGCCAAGUCAUGGCCCACCCUCAACACGCUCAUCAAGAUCAUCGGCAACUCAGUGGGCGCCCUGGGAAACCUGACCCUGGUGCUAGCCAUCAUAGUCUUCAUCUUUGCCGUGGUGGGCAUGCAGCUGUUCGGCAAGAACUACCAGGACUGCGUGUGUAAGAUCUCCAAGGACUGUACGCUGCCGCGCUGGCACAUGAAGGACUUCUUCCACUCGUUCCUCAUUGUGUUCCGGGUGCUGUGCGGCGAGUGGAUCGAGACCAUGUGGGACUGUAUGGAGGUGGCAGGGCAGCCUCUCUGCCUACUGGUCUUCAUGCAGGUCAUGGUGAUCGGGAACCUGGUG
Coregonus sp. 'balchen' is the source of this 1980-nucleotide messenger RNA. Lineage: Eukaryota; Metazoa; Chordata; Actinopteri; Salmoniformes; Salmonidae. The record is from the annotation of a GenBank genome assembly.